Microcebus murinus (gray mouse lemur) is the source of this 3742-nucleotide messenger RNA. The record is from RefSeq and is a predicted model, not a curated record. NCBI's taxonomy places the organism in Eukaryota, Metazoa, Chordata, Mammalia, Primates, Cheirogaleidae.
CGAGUCCCCAAAAGUCCUGUGACGCCCCACAAGUCUUUCAGCUCCCGUAUAAAAGCCCGUGUUUGCCCUCCCCCCGCCCCACUCCACCCCAGUCUGUGUUAAAAUCGGUUUCAACUACCCCACAAAAAAGUGCGGUUUCGUACUCCUCAAAAAAGUCAGUUUCACACGCCCUCCAAAAAAAGAAAGAAAACUUCGCGGGGGAGGGGGCGCGCCCGGGCGCUUGUUUCACACCCGUCCCCGGUGGGCAGACAAAGAGCGGGGCUUCCCUGCUGCCGAAGUUGGGGCUUCCGCGACCCCGGAACCCUCACCCAGCGCUCCCCAACCCCCACCUGCCUGCCUUUUUUGGGGCAAGACACCUUUCUCUGCCACCUUUUUCCUGUGUGGGAUGGUGCCUGACAGGUAGAUCCCCCAUCCUAGAACGGAGCUGGACCUUGCGGGGGACCCUGGUCUUGGGACUCCUUACCCCCAGGGGCCAGAGGCAAGGGAUGUUUUCAAAGUUACUUAAAAAUAAUUCCCGGAUACAUCAUGGCAAUAAAACAACCUAGGGUGGUAGUUUUUUUUUUUUUCGUUUUCUGAAUUGGUUUGAGUUUAUUGGGGGUGGAGGGAAGCUUCAUGGGUCUCUCUAAAGGGCACCCCCCCCCCCCAUUGAGUUGCAAACCCAGGAAGGGGCUUCGUGGCUGUCUGGCUGGUGGAUUUCUCUCAGUUUGAAUUUGGGGGUGACUUCAGUGUGCUGUGACAGCUGCUGGGUGGGUUACCAAAUUUCCCUUGGGGCGGGGCUGUGCCACCCCUCCCCUUCCUGGGGUGGGGCUGGUAGGAAGCCUGGAAGUGGCUGGAAAGGGGAUAUGUGGAGCCAGGGGAGGUUCUGGUCACUUCAUGUCCAGUUUAAAACUUGCAAUUUGAUUCCCUGGUGGCCACCAAGGGGCAUCGAGGGAACUUGGAUUCUCCCCACUUUUUAAACUCCCUGUGGGCUCUUGACGGGUUUGCACUGCCCCCAGCUCUGGAGUUCCAGCUUCCUCGUUCUCCCCUAGACCCUCAGGGCCAGCCAGGAGGCUUUUUAAAGGCUUCCCCACUCCUCUCUGUCCACGUAGGCCAUGGUCGCUCAACUCUCUUCUCUCCCCUCCCUGUUCUGUCCCCAUGUCCCCCGUGCAGGGCUGUUUAUAGGCCUGAGGUGCCCACCCCGGCCUCAGCACCCGCCGUUGCUGCCAGAGGAUGAGCCAGCCGCAGAGGAUGGCGCCCGUGGGCACAGACAAGGAACUCAGUGACCUCCUGGAUUUCAGCAUGAUGUUCCCGCUGCCUGUGGCCAACGGGAAGGGCCGGCCCACCUCUCUGGCCGGCACGCAGUUUGGAGGUUCAGGUCUCGAGGACCGGCCCAGCCCCGGCUCCUGGGGCACCAGUGACCAGAACAGUUCCUCCUUCGACCCCAGCCGGACCUACAGCGAAGGCGCCCACUUCAGUGAGUCCCACGGCAGCCUCUCUUCGUCCACAUUCCUGGGACCCGGGCUUGGAGGCAAGGGCAGUGAGCGGAGCGCGUACGCCCCCUUCGGGAGAGACACGGGUGUUGGCAGCUUGAGUCAGGCCGGCUUCCUGCCAGGUGAGCUGGCUCUUGGCAGCCCCGGGCCGCUGUCCCCGUCGGGCCUCAAGGGCAGCUCCCAGUUCUACUCCUACCCCGGCAACCCCCGGCGGAGAGCCGCGGAUGGCAGCCUGGCAGACACGCAGCCCAAGAAGGUCCGGAAGGUCCCGCCGGGUCUUCCGUCCUCGGUGUACCCGCCCAGCUCAGGUGAUGACUAUGGCAGGGACGCCGCCGCCUACCCGUCUGCCAAGACCCCUGGCAGCGCCUACCCCAGCCCCUUCUACAUGGCAGACGGCAGCCUGCACCCCUCCGCUGAGCUCUGGAGCCCCACGGGCCAGGCGGGCUUCGGGCCCAUGCUGGGCGGGGGCUCGUCCCCCCUGCCUCUCCCGGCAGGCGGCGGCAGCUCUAUGGGCAGCGGUGGCAGCAGUGGUGGCACGUUUGGUGGCCUGCAUCAGCACGAGCGCAUGGGCUACCAGCUGCACGGGGCGGAGGUGAACGGGGGGCUCCCAGCCGUGUCCACCUUCUCCUCAGCCCCCGGAGUCGCGUACGGCAGCGUCUCCAGCCACACGCCGCCCGUCAGCGGGGCUGACAGCCUGAUGGUCUCACGAGGGACCACAGCCGGCAGCUCCGGGGACGCCCUUGGGAAGGCGCUCGCCUCGAUCUACUCCCCGGAUCACUCAAGCAAUAAUUUCUCCUCCAGCCCCUCUUCCCCCGUGGGCUCCCCACAGGGUCUGGCAGGGACGUCGCAGUGGCCCCGCGCAGGAGCCCCUGGUGCCUUAUCCCCCAGCUACGACGGGGGUCUCCACGGCCUGCAGAACAAGAUGGAGGACCACCUGGACGAAGCGAUCCAUGUGCUCCGCAGCCACGCUGUGGGCACAGCUGGAGACAUGCACGGACUGAUGCCCGGCCACGGCGCGCUGGCCUCUGGCUUCGCAGGCCCCAUGCCGAUCGGCGGGCGGCACGCCGGUCUGGUUGGAGGCGGCCACUCGGAGGACAGCCUCGCGGGCAGCGCCAGCCUCCUGCACAACCACGCGGCACUGCCCAGCCAGCCCGGGGCCCUCCCCGACCUCUCUCGGCCACCUGACUCCUACAGCGGGCUCGGGCGCGCUGGCGCAGCAGGCGGCGCCAGUGAGAUCAAGCGGGAGGAGAAGGAGGAUGAGGAGAACACGUCGGUGGCCGACAACUCGGAAGAGGACAAGAAGGAGCUGAAGGCCCCCCGGACGCGGACCAGCCCAGACGAGGACGAGGACGACCUUCUCCCCCCAGAGCAGAAGGCCGAGCGGGAGAAGGAGCGCCGGGUGGCCAAUAACGCCCGCGAGCGGCUGCGGGUGCGCGACAUCAAUGAGGCGUUUAAGGAGCUGGGGCGCAUGUGCCAGCUGCACCUCAACAGUGAGAAGCCCCAGACCAAACUGCUCAUCCUGCACCAGGCCGUGUCGGUCAUCCUGAACUUGGAGCAGCAAGUGCGAGAGCGUAACCUGAACCCCAAAGCUGCCUGCCUGAAGCGGCGAGAAGAGGAGAAGGUGUCCGGUGUGGUCGGAGACCCCCAGAUGGUGCUUUCCGCUGCCCACCCUGGCCUGAGCGAGGCCCACAACCCCGCCGGGCACAUGUGAAAGGUACGCCGUCGUGGGACAAGUGACCCGGCCUGGGCCUGCGUCCUGGGCUCAGGUCUGACCCGGAACAGUCAACACCGGGUGCCGGGUGUUCGGCCGCUCAGUGGGCUGGACGGGCCGUGCCUGACACACACCCGUCGCCAGCGUUGAGCCAACGACUGACCCACCGAGGUUCCAAGUGACGGGGGCUGCGCAGGUGAUACCAGGUCGGGGAGCUGCCUGGCUCCUCAGCCCACCGCCACUGGCCUCCACCCCCUGCCCCUCGUCUUGGCCACUGUGAUGCCCUGACGUGCCCCCUGACCCCCAAACUGUGUCUGGGUCCCGUCGCCUGGGCCGAAAACAGCAUUUUGGGGUGGGGGCAGGGAACAAAACCGAAAGCAAGCAACAAAAUAUACACUUUGUCAGAGAAGAAAGAAAAUGCCUUAACUCUAAAACGAGAGCCGAAACAUAUCACUCGAGGGAGACGCUGUGCAAACGCGGCUUGUUCUUCUGAAGCCGCCAGCAAAUCGUGCCUAAGCCUAUUUUUUUUUUAAGGAAAAUAAAAAGAACAUUAGUUAUGAGA